Molecule: messenger RNA, 3417 nt
Organism: Leptopilina heterotoma
Lineage: Eukaryota; Metazoa; Arthropoda; Insecta; Hymenoptera; Figitidae
Exons: 5
Coding region: 368-3082 (904 amino acids)
Source: RefSeq, a predicted model, not a curated record
GCGAAAGAUGAACGGACCUUGCAUUGAUUGCUAUGGUAACCCGUGCCACGCACACUUUUAUUAUCCUAAGUAUUGGAGAUAGCCAUAAUAAAGUAAAAAGUUUAAAGUGAUGCUAUAAAAAUUGAUUUUUCAUAAUAGUAAUAUUUAAUAAAAAAAGAUUCAUAAGCAAUCCUAUUUUCGUACUUUAAGAAUUUUGAUCUGCAAAAGUGAAAAGUUGAAGAUACUGUGUAAAAUCACUCAGACUUCUAAUUAACCCUGAAAAUGAUUUAUUACUACAGAUGGCGCAAAGUUGUUACUUGAACCGAUUUACCGUAAAUUUACGAAUAUAAUCUUUGUGAAUUUUUCAUCUGAUAUGCAAUCAUAAAAGAUGGCAGCCAAGAGACUGAGAAAAUUAUGGUUAAAUGAUGUAGAUAAAGAAGUACCUCGAACUACAAAGUAUCGCAUGAGAUUGAAUUCCAGAAAAGACUACAAUUUAAUUCCUCAAAACGUGCCAAAUGAAAAUCAAGUUGAUGAACUUAUGGAAUGUGAUAAUAACACUGCGAUAGCUGAUGGUGAAAUUAGAAGCACUGUUUAUGCUUCUGAAUCUGAUGAACCUGAUUCUUAUUGUCACGAUAACGAAAUACAUGUCAAUAACGAAAAUGGCGAAGAAUUUUACGAAAAUGACGAAGAAUUUUACGAGAGUGACGAAGAAUUUUACGAAAAUGAAUUUCCUUUCGACGAAGAUAAUCAGGAAAAUGGAACAGCUAGUAGUAUAUUAGAAGAAAUGUUGAAUUCUGAAGAAAUGCAUAAUAUUAUUGAUAUACCUAUAUCAGUAAGUAAAGGUGAAAUUCUCAUGAUGGUAUUGAAAUACGCACUGUUUCAUAACUUAUCACAUAGUGCAGUAACAAAUUUAUUUUCAUUAAUUAAUUGUAUGUUUGUGCGAUCGUUCUUACCUGACACUCGAUACCUUAUAGACAAAUUGUUUUUUUCAUCGUCUUUAGUAAAAUACCAUGCCCUGUGCCCGUAUUGUGGAGCAUACGUUGGAACAUUUGUUCGACAAGAUAAACAUAAAACUUGUUUACUUUGUAAAAAACAAUUCAAUUUGAACGAAAUGCAAUUUAAAGAUUUUUACUCUACAUUUAAUGUUGCCAACGAUAUAAAAGCAAUAAUUGAAGAUAAUGAUGAAUAUUAUCAUUAUGUUGUAAACGAAAGAGUCCAUGAACCUGGAAAGUAUAGCGAUAUUUAUGAUGGGGAAAAAUAUAAAUGUUUUGUUGAAAGUUUAGAUAUUGAGGAUAGAAACCGAUACGUGUCGUUACUGUUUAAUACAGAUGGGGCAAAUGCAUUCAAUAGGUUUCACUCACAGAAUUCAGUUUAUCCACUUCAUCUUAUUGUAAAUGAGUCACCCCUAGAUAUUAGGACUUCAAAAACAAUUGUUUGCGGAUUAUGGUUCGGUAAAGGAAAACCGGAUAUGAAUGUUUUCUUACGUUCCUUCGUAGACGAAAUGAAUGAGUAUUCUAGAUUAGGAAUUCCGUGCUUAAUUCGAGGAGAGACUAUCAUCAUCAAACCAUACGUAAUCGGUUGUGUUGUAGAUUCCAUUGCUCGUCCUCCUUUACAAGGUGUAGGUCAGUUCAAUACUCCAUACGGAUGCAACUGGUGUAUUCAAAAGGGUGAAUGGACUCCAAAUGCUGAAAACACUGGUGGUUCAGUCAAAUACCCAUUCUUACAUCCUUUACCGAAAAACCGAACAAAAGAACAUUUCGAAAAGUGUUUAAAUCUUCUUAGAGAUAAACGUAAUCCUAAUGAUACUUUAUCCAUUCAGUAUUCUACUGCUGUAAAUCAUACUCUUGAAAGUGACUCUGUAAAUGUAGAAGAAGAUGAAGAAGCUGAGAAUACUGAAGGGGUUAUUGCUAAUAGCCAAAAGAAGGAUAAUUGUACUUACGGAGUUUUGCAUGAGUCACCCUUAACUAGUCUCAAUAGGUUUGAUAUUGUUUCCUCCAUGAUUCCAGAUGACAUGCACUUUGCAAGAUUAGGGAUAGCAUCACAAUUUACAAAUUAUCUCUUUGACAAAAAAUCCCCACUGAAAGAAAAUUUAACUUCUCUAAAUGCAAAAGAAAUCGACAAAAUUUUAAAUAAUAUUUCAGCCCCACACCAAGCUAUGCGCUUAACGCGUUCAAUUACCGACAGGCAUAAGUGGAAAGCCAAGGAGUGGGAAAAUUAUAUUUUGUAUUAUAGUUUACCAGUAAUGCAACUAUUUUUCGAGGAGAAACUGGUAAAACAUUGGGCUUUAUUUGUCGAAUCAUUUUACAUAGGAUUAUUACCAUGCAUUUCUCAUAAUCAUUUGCUUCGUAUGGAGUAUUUAGUUAAAAAGUUUAUAAUUUAUGCAGAAAAGUAUUAUACAAAAAGAAGCUUAACUUACAAUGUCCAUCAGCUCUGGCACUGGAUUGAAUCUCUGUCGAAUUGGGGUCCAUCGUGGGCUCAUAAUUGUUUCGUGUUUGAAACAGGUAAUGGGAAAUUAGUUCGUUCUAUUAAUGCUUCUAAAGGAGCAUCAAACCAAAUUUGUAGAAAUAUUUCCAACGAACAUUGUGACAGAAUUUUAAGCAAAACCAUUCUUCCUAUUUGUACUGAUAAGGUAAAAGAUUAUUACUUGUCUUUAAAAAAGGCAAGUACAAAACAUACAUGUAAAAUAUCUGUUGCUAGAUAUUUUGGUAUUCCUCGUCCAGUGCAUAAAGAUUGGAUUAACCGACUCGGAUUGACUUUAAAUGCUGUAUAUUACAAGAGAAUGGUUAAAGGAAAAUGUAUUUUUUCAACGUCAGGUGAUGCAAAUGUUCGUACAAAUAAUAGUUUUGCGCAACUAAAAAGUGGUACUUUUAUUAAAAUUCAGAAUUUUAUUGUUGAUGAAAAUCUUGAAACAGAGCACGUAAUUUACAAAGUUAUUUGUACCGAAAAUUUCAUUCAAGAUCAAUAUUCGUAUCUGCAAAAAGUAAAAGAAAUAAGUAAUACUCUCAUGGUCGCAGAAGUUGACGAAUUAGAAAACAUUUGUGUCUUUUUUAAAAUUAGAAAGGUGGAUUAUAUUUGUCCCGUGCCAAACUUAUAUUACUACUAAUAGGCGGAAAUUUAAUUACAUUAAUAACGUCAAUUCCUAUAAUUAAAAUGUUAUAUUUUUUCUGUUAUUCAAAUAUUGAAUAUAAACUAUAAAUAACACUUUAUUACGUCAAUAAUUAUUGCAAAUUAAAAAAAAUUAUUAAAAGCAAAUCAAAUAAAUUAUGUGUUUAUAAUAGGCGUCGUCCCAUGCCUCUUAAUUGGCAAAUUAUUUUCCUCUAUCUGACAAAGAACAUUAAUUUGUUACUGUUUAUACUACUUCAUAAUUUAUUAGAAAUUUCAAUUAAUGUAUGUUACCUUGUUACCUUGAUGUUUUGCAUUGUUUUGGUAAUUAUAUUA